AUGGAUUCAGAAAGUGCUGAUUCAUCACCUCCACCUGUUAAAGCUCCUGAUACACAAGCUCCUCCUCCUGCUGCUGAUGAUCCUAUGCCUGACAAUUCUGCAAGUGAUGCACCAUCAAAACUAUCUGCAACUGGCAUAACGUCAUGGGCCAAAAGUUUGAAAAUCCCCCAGCCAUUGAUUUCCUCGCCAGAUGACUCACCAACUGGAAAUGCUGGAAAAUCAACCUUUGCACGUUUUACUAGUGGAUUUGGAUUGCGCUUGUCUCCAAAAUCUCCUGCGGCAGAUAAUAGUCCUGAAGGAACUUCAGCAACUUCACAACCUGGUAUAUUUGGAACAAUUACUAAAGGGUUAGUUGAUAGUUCCAAGAAUGCAGUGAAGGCAGUACAGGUCAAAGCUCGGCAUGCUGUCUCUCAAAAUAAGCGAAGAUAUCAGGAAGGAGGUUUUGAUUUGGAUAUGACAUAUAUCACAGAGAAUGUAAUUGCCAUGGGGUUUCCUGCUGGUGAUAUGAGCUCUGGGUUUUUUGGAUAUGUUGAGGGGUUCUAUCGAAACCAAAUGGAAGAAGUGAUCAAGUUUUUUGAGACCUAUCACAAGGACAAGUAUAAAGUAUACAAUCUUUGUUCUGAAAGGCUGUAUGAUGCAUCCUUGUUUGAAGGAAAGGUGGCCAGUUUUCCAUUUGAUGACCACAAUGCCCCCCAACUCAGCUGGACAGGGCUGAUGAUUUCUAGCCUUCUUCUGUUCUUAAAGUUCUUCCCUACUGCAGAGGAGUCUAUUGACUACUACAACCAGAAGAGAUGUUUUGAUGCAAAAGGGCUUGUUCUGCCCAGUCAAAUUAGAUAUGUAAAAUAUUUUGAGCGUAUCUUAACAUACUUCAAUGGAGAAAACCAGCCUGGGCGUAGGUGCAUGCUCAGGGGAUUUCGGCUUCACAGGUGCCCAUAUUGGAUCAGGCCAUCUAUUACUGUUUCUGAUCAUAAUGGUGUUCUCUUCUCCUCAAAAAAGCAUCCCAGAACCAAGGAUUUGUCGCCAGAAGAUUAUUGGUUUAGUGCUCCCAAGAAAGGAGUUAUGGUCUUUGCUUUGCCAGGGGAGCCUGGUCUAACAGAGGUGGCUGGAGACUUCAAAGUCCAUUUUCAUGACCGCCAAGGGGAUUUUUACUUUUGGUUGAACACUACGUUUACGGAGAACAGAAAAAUUUUGAACACCAGCGAUAUUGAUGGAUUCGAUAAGAGGAAACUGCCUUCCCCAGGAUUUCAGGUUGAGGUUGUGCUUGUAGAUUACGAUGGCACUGCUUCAACUGGGUCAAAUGCUGAAACUGCUGUAAAGAAGUCAGAUGAAGGUUCAAGUACUGCUCCUGCAUCAGUUGAUGCAGCUACAGCUGCACGAAAGCAAAAUAAAGACCCAGGAAGUAAUGAUAAAGAUGACGUGUUCUCAGAUAAUGAGGCAGAUGAAUCAGUAUCUUCCAAACGAAAGCAGGCUCAAGCAUCCUCUGCAGGGGGAGAAUCUUCUGCCACACCUGCCCCUAGUUCUGGAACCGAUAGUAAAUCAGAUCAAGUUGCAAAUUUAACCCAGACAACCGAACAAUUUUCUCUGGGAAAAACAGGGUCACAUACUGCUAGUCAGCUGAAAAGUGAAGCUGUAGGUGGAACUGUCUCAAGCCUUGAUGCUAACAACUCCCAAAGUGAAUUCAAGGUAAUGGCUGCCGAUGCAUCUGUCUUUACCUUUGGAGAUGAUGAAGACUACGAAAGUGAUUGA
Dovyalis caffra is the source of this 1746-nucleotide messenger RNA. The record is from the annotation of a GenBank genome assembly. Lineage: Eukaryota; Viridiplantae; Streptophyta; Magnoliopsida; Malpighiales; Salicaceae.